AUUUUACAUUUUAUUUAUUUUAUGUUUUAUAAAUUAAAAUGGGAAAAUCGAUUCCCGUCAAAACAGGGCUAAGAGGAGCUACCGCAGCAGUAGCUGGAUUCAUCAAAUCCUCAAAACCGAUCCGACCCAUUUCCUCCAUGGACAGUCCCGACAAAGAUUCAUCAGCCACUACCACCACCAGCGAAACUAGCCGUCGCUUUGUUCCGCUUUCCUCCGUGGUUUCUGAUUGUGCGAAGCGAUGGUUCAAAGACACUCUUGAGGAAGCUAAAGCUGGGAACAUCACUAUGCAGGUUUUGUUAGGUCAGAUGUAUUACUCUGGUUAUGGAGUCCCUAAGGAUGCUAAAAAGGGGAGACUUUGGAUUACGAAAGCAUCAAGAGUUCGUUCUUCAGUAUGGAAAGUGAAAGAUAAACGACCAGGUUACAACGCAAGUGAUUCAGAUUCAGAGUCUGAUUAGCAUGUCCUGAUAGAAAGAAAGAGCUUGUUUUUUGUUCUGUUUUGUCUCAAUCUUGGAUGUUCCAAGUUCCAACAAUGAACAAUAUCUUGUCUGGUUAUAUCUUCUGAUGCUUGUUAAUCAUUUUGUAUCUCUAAUACUCGAAUUUGUCUUCUUUUUUUGUUAAAAAUUUGGUGAAGGCCUUUGCUCAUAUUGUAUGAUUCUUUCUAGCAAUGAAAAGGAGUUAAAGGU
Messenger RNA from Arabidopsis arenosa, 683 nucleotides. NCBI's taxonomy places the organism in Eukaryota, Viridiplantae, Streptophyta, Magnoliopsida, Brassicales, Brassicaceae. The record is from the annotation of a GenBank genome assembly.